This is a messenger RNA of Linum tenue, 789 nucleotides long. Lineage: Eukaryota; Viridiplantae; Streptophyta; Magnoliopsida; Malpighiales; Linaceae. The record is from the annotation of a GenBank genome assembly.
AACCCUAACAAACCGCUAUUAGUCUUCACUCUUUCUUUCUCCAUUUUAUCUCAUUUCUUGCUUUUCGUUGCUGCUGAAAUCCAGAGUUCAUCGUCAUUUCCACGUCCGAUCGAUCGAUCGAACGAUCAAUCUUCCUUCACCAGAAGUUUCAAGGUGAGAUCUACGAGCUUCGCUUUCUCCAAUGGAGACAAGUCUGAAAGCCCUGAUUUAUCAGUUUUGGGAGAAGAAGGCUCUGUCUGUAUGACCUUGCAAUUGCCAAGGGUGGUUCUGAUGAAGCUGAAAGGGAGGCUGAUAAUGUUGCAGCAGAUAUUGAAAACAUCGCAAGAGCUAUCAAAGCCAAACCGCUAGAUUACUUGGCGGAAGGGACAUAUACCCUAGGACAAGUCGGUGUGCUCAAUGCUCUAGGAGUAGUCAUAUACAACGAGGAUGAUCGUGCAAGGACUGCAUUCCAUUUGGGUAUUGUUUCAGAUUGUCUUAAAUGAGACCAAAACAGGGUUGACACAUGCUUUACAGAAAUAGAUAAGGUUCUUGGAGACCUCCGGUCUGAUACAACAUAUUCGAAUUUGAUUUCACAUAUUGGAAGGUAUAUAUAAUAUAAUCUCCCUUGCUAUGUGUUUGGUCAUGUAAUCCCAACAUUUAUAGUGAAUUGUUUGCAUCUUGUAUUACUUUAGGUGGAUUUCCACCAUCCACGAGCUCGCGGAUGCAUUGGAGAAGAAAUAUCACCGGGAGAGUGAGAUAAGGCGGCUAGAGGUGAAGCUUGAAAUAUAUAAGAGGAGGAAAGAGGCCAAG